AUGCACGGUGUCAGUAUCACACCCUCUGCUCUUUACAGUGAUGUUUGCUUGUCCUACCGGCGUGACCAGGAAGUGUGUGCAGCCAUUUUGAAAAGCCUUCUCCCGGUUGUGCUGUGCCUCGGGCAGGACCAAGACGAAACAGAUGAAAAGUGUGAUGCUGAGGGACAGGUGCUAAGUGUCAUACAGGGUUUCUGGCAUCUGACUAAGGAAGGGAAACACACUGCACUAGUGCGACUGGCCCUUGUGAACUGCAUGAGAACGUUAAUUGAGGUUGAUCCCCAGGGUAAAUGGGCCAUUCUCCGUGUAGGCGAGACUGAUAUAUCUGUGCAAGAUGCUUUUUCUGAAUUCCUUGCAGAUACACACCAUCAGGUCCGCCUGAUCACUGCUCAGACUACAAACAGAUCAUCUGUCAUUUCUAGACUAUUUCAAGACACAAAAUCUCACGCUCUGCCUCUGAAGUUGCAGAAGGCAGCAUUUGAAAAAGUUUACAUGAAGGUGCAAGAAGGCAUGAGUUACUUGUCCCGCAGUAAUCAGGAUCCAGAGCAGCUUCCAGAUGAGAAGUAUAAUAGAAACUCUACAUUGCUAAUGCUGGUUUCAGUGAUUCUCCUGUCCAGUCCUGUAUGUGAGAAGCAAGCGCUAUUUGCCAUUUGUCAGUCUGUGAAAGUGAAUGGCCUUGAUCCUGCUCUCCUUAAAAAGGUUUUGGAGAAAGUGUCCUCCACUCUGGGUUAUAGAAGUGUGAAAGACUUCAUGACUUCUCAUUUAGAUUACUUGAUUCUUGAGUGGUUGAGAUUGAAAGUUCCUGGCUACAACUUGUCCACAUUUCCCUACACUCUGUUACAGUAUGCAACACUAAGGGAUUUUUAUAGGUCAUGCUACAAAGUGCUGAUUCCACAUCUCGUCAUUCGGAGUGACUUUGAAGAAGUGAAGGCCAUUGCUGAGUGCAUUGAAGAGGACUGUAAGGUCCUGUUGGCUGCUUGUUUUCCCAGAAUUUUGGUACAUAUUCUCCCAUACUUUGUUUCUGAUUGCUCUGGAGACUCAGAUAAAAAGAAGAGGGAAGUUGCAAGCAAAGUCUAUGACUUGCUACAAGAUGAGAACUGCCUUGGUAAACAGAUUGACAACCUGUUCCUUCAAAAUAUGCCAGAUAUAGUUGUGGAGCUUCUGAUGACUCUCCAUGAAUCCGCAAGUGCUACGACUAACGAUGAAGAUCCUCAGUUUUAUGGGGAAUUGGAUCCACCUCCAAACCCCCCUUAUUUCCCCUCCUAUGUCAUAAAAGCCACUUUGGAUUAUAUCAGCAGUUGCCAUAACAGCAAGCUAAAAAGCCUUGUGGCAAUUCUCUCCAAGACUCCGGAUUCCUUCCAGAAGAUUUUGUUGUCUAUAUGCAAGCAAGCUGCAGAGAGCAGCAAUGUCUACAAGAAACACAGAAUCCUCACCAUUUAUCAUCUAUUUGUUAACCUUCUUCUGGCAGAAAUUAAAGAUGGCUUGGGUGGAGCUUGGGCAUUUGUCCUCAGAGAUGUCAUUUACACCUUGAUACACCAUAUCAACAGCAGAUCCACUGCUCCCAGGGAUGAUGUAUCAACUCGCAGUUUCAUGCUCUGUCUUGAUCUUUUGCAUCGGGUUUGCCGAGCAGCCGUCACCAACUGCAAGGAUGCCCUAGAUAGUCACCUGCACGUCAUUGUGGGCAGUCUCAUCCCUUUGGCAAACAGCUGUGCGAAAAUACAAGAGCAGGUGUGUGACUUGCUAACCUUUUUAGUAAUCGAAAGCCAAAAUAAUGAAAACCUCAACCACACUAUUAAACUCCUAGACCCCUUUCCUGAUCAUCCUUUAUUUAAGGACCUGCGUCAGGCCCACCAAAAAUUCAAGUACAGCCAAGGACCAUUCACACUUCUACAGGAAAUCAACCAUUUUCUGUCUGUAAGUGUCUGUGAUUCACUCCCUUUGACCAGACUGGAAGGAUUGAAUGACUUAAGGAAACAACUGGAACAGCACAAAGAUAAAAUAAAAGGCCUUGUCCAUGAUUUCCAAGGAAAUCCUCAGGACAGUGUCAUUGCAAAUCUGGUUCUCAGUCUUUUACAGCUGUCAAAGAAUGCCGUACACCUGGCCAAUGGUAAAGAUGUUUUGGAAGCUGCAGGUAGCUGUCUAGGGGAGCUGGGACCUGUUGACUUUUGCACCAUAGCCCUGCAGCCCCAGAAAGAGCUGCUUUAUAGCAAAACUGUUGAUGUGUUCGAAGACAAAGAGCUGCAAUGUGUGCUUUUCAUCCUGAAAUUGAUAAACAGCGCCCUGACAGACCACUGCAUCCAUGUGCGAUCAGCAGCUGCUAUAUGUUUAAAAAAUAUCCUGGCCACAAAAACUGGCAAUCAAUUUUGGGAUAUGUACAAAGAGAGUGAAGACCUUAUGCUGGUUUAUCUGCAACCAUUUCGCUCCCCAAAGAAAAAGUUCCUAGAUGUGGAGAAUACCUAUGUUGGAGACUCUACAAUGGAUGCAUUGGAUGACCAUAGUUUAUGGAUCCCACAAAAUACCAGCCAUGACGACUGGAUAAAGAACUUAACUUGUGUCCUGUUAGAGUCUGGUGGAGUGAGAAGUGAAACCCUUUUAUUACUGAAGCCACUGUGUGAGGUGAAACCAGACUUUUGUCAAGCUGUGUUGCCUUAUCUUAUACAUAAUAUUCUCCUGCAAGAUUCCAGAAAUGUAUGGCGCACACUUCUUUCCAAGCACAUCCAGGGAUUUUUCACGUCUUGCUGUCGCUCUGCACCAGCUUCUAGCAGAUCAGCGACUCCAGCAAGUUCAGAUUCCGAAUCUGAAGGUCUGGCUCAUGGGACAGUGGACAUCACCUCCCGAAGGACAAUGCUUAGUGUCGUAGAAUAUUUGAGAAAACAGAGACGACAGGGAGAGGGAACAGCUUUUGAUGACAAUUUCUGGUUGGAUCUUAAUUACCUUGAGGUGGCUACUGCAGUACAGUCCUGCUCUGCCCACUUUACAGCUUUGCUGUAUGCUGAAAUCUAUGCCGACAAGAUCAAGCUGGAUGGGGAGCAAAGAAGGUCCCUGAGGUUUGAAGAAGAGAGUCAAACUCUGACUAUUGUCAGCAUGAGUGAGAAAAGCAAAGAGGAGACUGGGAUCAGUUUGCAGGACCUUCUGAUGGACAUUUACAGGAGUAUUGGAGAACCAGACAGUUUGUAUGGAUGUGGUGGAGGGAAAAUGCUUCAUCCACUCGCCAGGAUUCGAACAUAUGAACAUGAAGCCAUGUGGGGAAAAGCCCUAGUAACCUACGAUCUGGAAACCAGUCUUCCCUCUGCUGCCCGCCAGGCUGGGAUCAUGCAGGCUUUACAAAACUUUGGCUUGAGUCACAUGUUGUCCACCUACCUGCAAGGCCUUGAGCAUGAGAAUGCGGACUGGUCUUCUGAGCUCCAGGAGAUUCGGUUCCAGGCAGCUUGGAGAAACAUGCAGUGGGACCAGAGCCCAUCCUACAAAGGUGACAUACCUGGCCAAGGCUAUCAUGAAUCUCUCUACCGUGCUAUACAGUCUCUGAGGGACAAAGAAUUCCCCACUUUUCAUGACCAUAUUAAGUAUGCCAGACUUAAGGAAGUAGAAGAGCUGUGCAAAGGCAGCCUGGAGUCUGUGUACUCUCUGUAUCCCACACUGUGUAGGCUCCAAGCUAUUGGAGAACUAGAAAAUGCUGGGCAGAUGAUUCCAGGAUCAGUUACUGAGUGUCAGUUAAAUGACAUGUACACAAAGUGGGAGCAGCAGUCCCAGAUCCUUAAAGACAGUGACUUUGGCUUCCAGGAGCCAGUCUUGGCUCUGCGUUCUGUUAUCCUGGAGAUAAUGCUGGAGAAGAAUUGCCUUAAUCAGAAUGUUCUCACGCCUAUUUUUACAAGGCACUUGGUGCACUUAUCUAAGGCUGCCAGAACAGCCUCCAACACACAGCUCCCAGAAAAGGCAAUUUUCAAGGUUAAGCAAUACAGCUCGGCACGUUUUAUAGUAUCUGAAUGGCAGCUAGAAGAGGCACAAGUGUUUUGGGCUAAAAAGGAGCAGAGUCUUGCUUUAGGGAUUCUUAGUCAAAUGGUGGACAAGCUGGAAUCAAACAGUUUAGAGAAUGACCCAACUCUUCAGCUGAUUUAUGUGGAGUGCCUGAGGUUAAGUGGCAACUGGCUUUCAGAAACGUGUCUGGCAAAUCCUACAGUCAUUAUGAAAAACUAUCUGGAAAAGGCUGUAGAAGUUGCAGAAGACUUCAGCAGUGGUAGCAGUGAUGAGCUCCAGGAGGUACGGAUGAAGGCAUUCCUCUCACUAGCUCGUUUUUCAGAUGCCCAAUAUCAGAGAAUUGAUAAAUAUAUGAAGUCAUCAGAGUUUGAAAAUAAGCAGGCAUUACUUGCAAAGGCCAAACAAGAGGUAGAACUAAUACGACAGCACAAGGUUCAGACUAACAGGUAUACUGUGAAGGUGCAAAGAGAGCUGGAGUUGGAUGAAUGUGAAAUUGCAGCAUUGAUAGAAGACCAGAAGCGUUUUUUGUGUACAGCUAUAAAGAACUAUAUUAGCUGUCUGGUGUCUGGAGAGGAAUACAACAUGUGGAUCUUCCGCCUGUGCUCUCUCUGGCUGGAGAAUUCCCGGGUGCCUGAAGUUAACAACAUUAUGAAGGUGGAGUCAGAAAAGAUUCCCUCCCACAAGUUCCUCCCUCUAAUGUACCAGCUGGCUGCUCGCAUGGGGACCAAGAACAUGGGGAGACAGGAGUUUCAUGAAGUACUCAUUAAUCUGAUCAGCAGAACCUCUUUGGAUCACCCAUACCAUACGCUGUUCAUUAUCUUGGCUCUGGCAAACGCCGACAAAGAUGACAUGGUAAUGAAAUCAGACACCAUGAAAAAGAGCCGCCUUACAAAGAAUGUCCCAAAGAAGAUAUCUCAGACUGAUGAGGAUCGGAUGGAGGCUGCACGCAGUAUUGUGAAUACAAUAAAGAAGUGCAGAACACACAUGGUGCGUGAUGUGGAGAGGCUCUGUGAUGCAUACAUAAUUUUGGCCAACAUGGAUGCCAGCCAUUGGAAAGCCCAGCGCAAAGCUAUCCCCAUACCAUCAGAUCAACCCAUCACUAAACUGAACAAUUUACAAGAUGUUGUUAUUCCAACCAUGGAACUGAAGGUUGAUCCCAGCGGGAAGUAUGAGAACUUGGUGACAAUUCAAUCAUUCAAGCUUGAGUUCUGCCUGGCUGGAGGUCUAAAUCUGCCGAAAAUAAUAGACUGUGUGGGCUCAGAUGGGAGAGAGAGGAGACAGCUUGUCAAGGGCCGGGAUGAUCUUAGGCAAGACGCAGUGAUGCAGCAGGUGUUCCAGAUGUGUAAUGCAUUGUUACAGAAGAACAGUGAGACCAGGAAGAGGAAGCUGGCUAUCCGCAGAUACAAGGUGGUGCCUCUGUCUCAGAGAAGUGGUGUUCUGGAGUGGUGCUCUGGCACAGUUCCUAUUGGUGAAUACCUAGUGAAUUCUGAUGAUGGUGCUCACACACGUUACCGGCCAAGAGAUUAUAGCAGUUUACAGUGCCAGAAGAAAAUGAUGGAGGUUCAAAGAGGACGGUUUGAAGAUAAGUACCAAGUUUUCCUGGACAUCUGUGAUCAUUUCCAUCCAGUGUUCCGCUACUUCUGCAUGGAGAAGUUCUUGGAUCCAGCAGUUUGGUUUGAGAAGCGUUUGGCUUAUACACGUAGUGUUGCUACAUCAUCCAUUGUUGGUUACAUUGUAGGACUUGGAGACAGACACGUCCAGAACAUCCUGAUGGAUGAAGAGACAGCAGAACUCGUGCACAUUGACUUGGGUGUUGCUUUUGAACAAGGCAAAAUCCUCCCCACCCCGGAGACUGUACCUUUUCGCCUCACGCGAGAUAUUGUGGAUGGGAUGGGUAUUACUGGAGUGGAGGGCGUUUUCAGAAGAUGCUGUGAGAAGACAAUGGAAGUGAUGAGAAGCUCUCAAGAUGCUUUGCUGACCAUUGUUGAGGUGCUGCUUUAUGACCCUCUCUUUGACUGGACUAUGAAUCCUCUGAAAGCUCUUUACCUGCAGCAGGAUGAAGCGGAACUUAAUGCUACACUUGCCGAGGACCCAGAAUGCAACAGGAACACCUGCAGUGAUUCACAGAGCUUCAAUAAAGUGGCAGAACGUGUCCUCCUCCGACUCCAGGAGAAACUGAAGGGGGUAGAAGAGGGGACAGUGCUGAAUGUAGAGGGACAAGUGAAUCUUCUUAUCCAGCAAGCCAUGGAUCCAAAGAACCUGAGUCGGCUGUUCCCUGGCUGGAAAGCCUGGGUUUAA
Staurois parvus is the source of this 6270-nucleotide messenger RNA. The record is from the annotation of a GenBank genome assembly. Lineage: Eukaryota; Metazoa; Chordata; Amphibia; Anura; Ranidae.